AGCAGACUUUUUGUAAGCCAAAUUUUCCACUGUGCAGCCAUGGACUCGGCGUCGACCAAGAAGGUUCUGGAUAAAUUCCAGGUGGCUGGAAUGGCCUCCUUCAAGAAGGUGGCCAACAAAGAGCUCCGUCCCAUGAGCGCGCUGAGGUGCAAAUUAUGCUUCACACUCCUGCUGUACUUGAUAUCUUUCUACGUCAUUUCAGAUCUGGACUGGGCCUUCACGGAGAGUUGGGAACUUCCAGUGCUGGAGGUUAACAACAUCACAAGCAGCACCUUGCUGCUAGAGCUGAAGGACUGCAACAUGGACUUGCAGUGGAGGGAGGGGAGCUCCAUCACGGUCAGAGAGACGACCUUGGUGCCAGAUGGUGACCAUCAGCUGCAUGUGUCCUGGAAUGAAACCAGCGACGUCUUGAGAGUAAUCUGCUCUGGCCCUUCACUGGAAGGGGACGCGGUGACCGUGCAAGUGCAGGUGGGCAGUGCGAUUCACUUCAACUUGGUGGAGCUGACCUUCGAACCCGGGGGCAGGAGCUUAUUCCGAAGCGCGCCGUACGUGAACUUGGGGGACAACUUCACGGUGUCCGGGGACGACGGUAUUCUGCAGAUCUACCCCAGCAGAAUCGGGAGAAUGUCGGUGCAGCUGGACUCCGGAUUCAUAUUUCUUUACGAAGUCGACUUCGACGAGGCGAGCUUUGUCUUGGGCAAUGAAGUUGAUGUGUACCUGUGGCAGGAUACCUAUCAUCGUAGUGUGAAUGUUCAUUUGCAGACCGGUGACGGUCUAAACGCGUCUUCGGGGCUUUGCUUGUCGGACGCUGGGGGGAUGCCAUCGCUUUCCGCCUCCGAUUGGGGCGAGUACGACUAUGGCUUCUCCUUGGGCUCAAGCUGGUGGCCCCGGAUUCUGAACAUCUCGCGGGGCAACGCGAACAGUCGGCUGUUUCUGACCCACGGGGUCUGGAGGAGCCACCGGAACUGCGGCAACACCUUGGACUCGGUGGCGAAGAUGGAGGCCCGGCUGGACGCGUCCUUCAGCACCUGGUCCACCGAGGUGGCCGAAAGCGGCUCGGAGCUGAUGAACCUGUGGCUGCUGGGCGCCUCCCUGGGCACGGAGAUCCAGUCCAUGAGCUCCCGGGGCUUCUGGAUCUUCUCCCAGUUCGGGGACGCGCUCACCUGGUUCCCCGUGAGCCUCUGGAACAUCUUCACCCUGGGCAUCUUCUCCCCGCGCACCGCGCGCGGGGUGUUCCUGGUGAAGGACUCCUUGUGCCUGCCCAAGCGCGACAGGAUCACCGUGGGAAAGUCGAACUGCCGGCCCAUGAACUCGACGGAGGAGUCCCUGCACACCCAAGUGGUCGAGCGAUGCACGAAGGCCUGGAGGAAUAGCUUGCCGGAUGCCUUGAACUUGACCAACACCCGGAAUGGCCGCAUCUACUACGUGUUGCAUCAUUUCCAUGAGGGCAACACAUGGUUGCCCGCUUUGGCCCAUGGAGCCAUAACGAUCAUGUCAGCCAGUACCAGUGCCUUUGUGAAGUUAGUCCAUGGGCCCGAGCACUUGAGAGGCGCUGGUGGGCUUGUGUUUGUCACAGUCAUGAUCCUGCUGGCUGUGGGAGGAGGGGCGUUUGCUUGCCUCCUGGUGGCAUCCUUGUACAGGAUGCAAAGAAAGAGGUACAUGAAGGCCAGAGGCACGGAUAAGAAGAACAAGGCCAUUCGGGAUAUGCAAGAAAUGGAGGCCAGAAGCAAUCUGCUGAUGACCUUGGUGCGGUGCUUGGUUCUACGUUCGCCUUCCGGCAAAGCCUCCGUUACCCCACUGAAAGCAGCUCAGUUGUGCCUCGGCCACUUUGUCGUCAUGCAAUUGCUGAUCACGCCACUGGUGCUCGUAGCAAUUUUGAAUGUUUCCAACAUUCCAGAGCUGCGCACAAUGUGCAACUUCAAUGAAUGGAUGGAAGGAACUUGCAUAUAUAUUCGCCACGCUUUUGUCUCGAGUGGAAUUCUCUCUGCCGCAUUCGUCAUGAAUUCCAUUUUCUUCCUCAACACGGUUCUAGAAUACGUCACUCGCCACGGGAUUGAUGUGGCCGAAGAAACAGGGACCUGCCCUAAAAUCUACAAGGUCGCCAUGAUGCUGCGUGCGUCCUGUGCGUACCGCGCUUUUUUGACCGCCGGCUUCUUGGCGUCGCUCUUCUUUUUUUGCGCUUACUUCAUUUUGGUGAUCAUCUUCGUGCUGCUGGGAACGCUCUUGAAGCCAGAGCGGCUAGCACCCAUUCUGGUUGCCAUCGGCGGAGCAGUGGUGGUUGCCCAACAAAUGACGCAGAAGUUCAACGAGUUUGUGGAGAAGGCGAAGGUGAUGGCCGCAGAGUGGUUGGCCAAAAACAUCAACCAUGCUUUGGAGCUAGGCAAGGAGGCUCUUGGUGAACACGUGGAAGGAAUGGCAGGCUCGAUUAUGGAUGCUUCCCCCUUUGCAAAGGAAGCCCUGGCCCGAGUGGGCGUGAGUGCAGAUUCCUUCAGUGCUGAGAAGAUUGAGGGCAUGGCGGGUUCACUCAUCAACUCAGUUGCCGAAGGGACCCUUGCGCAAGUCAGCAAUGCAGAUUCCUUUGACAUGGAGACAAUGAUGAGCAACAUGCGGCACGCUGCAGCAAAUUCUGCUGCCUCUGCUGUAGCUCAGGCGAAGGGCGCGGCAGGCUCUGUCGUGACUUCAGCUGCGCAGGAAGCUUUAGCCCAAGCCCACCUUGGUGAACACGUUGAAGGAAUGGCAGGCUCGAUUGUGGAUUCUGCCCCAUUUGCAAAGGAAGCCCUGGCCCGAGUGGGCGUGAAUGCAGAUUCCUUCAGUGCUGAGAAGAUUGAGGGCAUGGCGGGCUCGCUCAUCGACUCAGUUGCCGAAGGGACCCUUGCGCAAGUCAGCAAUGCAGAUUCCUUCGACAUGGAGACAAUGAUGAGCAACAUGCGGCACGCUGCAGAAAAUUCUGCUGCCUCGGCUGUAGCUCAGGCGAAGGGCGCGGCAGGCUCUGUCGUGACUUCAGCUGCGCAGGAAGCUUUAGCCCAAGCACACCUUGGUGAACACGUUGAAGGAAUGGCAGGCUCGAUUGUGGAUUCUGCCCCCUUUGCAAAGGAAGCCCUGGCCCGAGUGGGCGUGAGUGCAGAUUCCUUCAGUGCUGAGAAGAUUGAGGGCAUGGCGGGCUCGCUCAUCGACUCAGUUGCCGAAGGGACCCUUGCGCAAGUCAGCAAUGCAGAUUCAUUUGACAUGGAGACAAUGAUGGGCAACAUGCGGCACGCUGCAGAAAAUUCUGCUGCCUCGGCUGUAGCUCAGGCGAAGGGCGCGGCAGGCUCUGCCGUGACUUCAGCUGCGCAGGAAGCUUUAGCCCAAGCCCACCUUGGUGAACACGUUGAAGGAAUGGCAGGCUCGAUUGUGGAUUCUGCCCCAUUUGCAAAGGAAGCCCUGGCCCGAGUGGGCGUGAAUGCAGAUUCCUUCAGUGCUGAGAAGAUUGAGGGCAUGGCGGGCUCGCUCAUCAACUCAGGUUCUGAAGGGGCGCUUGCGCAAGCCCUCGGAAAUGCAGAGAUGACUUCAACUUUGCAAGAAGCCUUAGCCAAAGCCGGGGUAAGCGCAGAUGCCUUGAACGCCGAGCUGGUUAUGGACCAAGCGCGGCGCGCCGCUGCAGUUGGUGCUGCUUCCGGGCAAGCGGAGGGCACGGCAGGCUCUGUCAUGACUUCAACUUUGCAAGAAGCCUUAGCCAAAGCCGGGGUAAGCGCAGAUGCCUUGAACGCCGAGCUGGUUAUGGACCAAGUGCGGCGCGCCGCUGCAGUUGGCGGUGAUGCCAGUUCUGAUGCGUUGCUUCAACGAGUUGCGGGAUGUUUGCCUGGCAUCGUCGACGAGGAUGCUCUCAGACUCGGGCCCCUGAAAAAUGGAGCGGACCCGAUGGCCAUGGCUAAGGGCGUGCUUGUGACUGGAAUGAAGGAAGCUCCUGGUGUCGCAGACGGCCUGACUUGCGCAGCAUCCAUUUCAAAUGGUUUGGUGGAGGGCGCCCAGGAUGCGGUCAUUGAUGUCAACACCUUGAGCCCAAUUGCUGAGACAUCCGAUGGCGAGAAACCCCGCGGAUUGCUUAGGUCGCUGACGGCUGCAGUUGGGAAUGUGGUUCAAGAUGUGGAGGCAGCUGUGGGGGAUGUGGUAGGCGACGAGGACGAGCCUAUGGACCUGGAAAAUGUGCUUGUGAUGCUGGGCCUGAGCAAAGGCCAGCUGCUGCUGCUGAACAUCAACGCGGUGCUGCUGUUUUUGUGCUUCGUGGGCUUCUGCCUUGUGGGGUCCAUGCUCUUUCUGGGUCCAGGAAUGGACGCCUUGAUCCCCCAGCUCACAUCAACGGUCGCCACCUUGACCGGCGCGGUGGGAAUGAUCCGAUCCAAAGGCCAGGAGAUCAAGAAUGCCGACUUUUCUGCGAUGUCCGGCGCUCUCAAGGACGCCGCGCAUCAGCUAGAACAUCCAGAUGUACAGGCCAAGAAGGAGCAGUGAUGACUCCACCUAUGCACCUUUGCCAAGCAAAGGAGCUGCGUGCAACCUGUUGCUUCCACAUGCAAAGCAUUGGCCGGUACGUCUACUCUCAAAGUUUUCGCAAGAUGCGGUGCAUCAGCUAGAUCAUCCACAUAUUGCCAGUGA
This is a messenger RNA of Effrenium voratum, 4629 nucleotides long. The record is from the annotation of a GenBank genome assembly. Lineage: Eukaryota; Dinophyceae; Suessiales; Symbiodiniaceae.